CACCACCGCUAGCAGGAGCGCGCACACACGUGCACUUCUCGCGCACCUCGCAUUGAGAAGGCUACAAACAUCCCGGUAGACAUGCUGCCGGACCAAUAGUGACUCAAUUGCAGUGCGUGUGUUCUGGAAAAAACAACAUUCAUGAGACACUUUGGGAUGAAUCAGAACAUGAGAUCGGGGUGAAUAUUUCCACAGAUCCACAGGGUCCUUCUGGCAGUUUGGAUGUGAUCCCCCCGUCCACCCUACUGCUCCUCUCCUGUCUCCAGCAGCUUUCACGCCCCUCUGCCCGUGAGCCAUGGUGGGCUUCUGGACGCUCCUGGGCCUCUACUUGGCCGUGAGCUGCCUCUCGACUCAGGCUGCCCCGCUCGCGCCCGAGGCUCAGGGGACCUUCCCGCCGGGGGCCCUGGGCUGCACCGCUCGACAGGACGGACAAGCACAAGAACAAGCCGCGGACGGAUUAGAAGCACGGCACGCCCAGCGCUGGAGCCAGGAGUGCCCGUCUGUGCCAAGGCUUGCGCAGGCAUUGGUGCCCGCCGCAGAAGCUGAAGCUACCGCAGCUCGACUCACGGAGGGAGGCCCAGAAACGGCAGCCAGGGAGGAGGAGGAAGAGGAGGAGAAGGAGGGUAGGAUCCCGGAGGGGCUGGUGCAGGAAGAGGCUAGAGAGGAGGAGGCACGAGGCCAGGUGACACUAACCACCACCUCCACCACCACCACCACCACCAUCACCACCACCACCACCACCACCACCUCUAUGGCUGCUGCCGGGUCGGUGGCCACACAGAGCUCUGUUGAGGAACGACGGAGCAGCUCAGCGCUAGUCACCUCCACACCCUCAACUGCCGCCGAGCAGCAGGUGCCAUGGCAACGACCAGACAGGCUCGCAGACCGGCACAGGGACGCAGCAGAGCCAGGGGACAGGGUGGCCGAGGAGGAGGCGGAGGAAGAGGAGGAGGAGGGUGAAGGCGAGGGGGUGGCACACUUCUUACACUCCGUCUCAGUCACAGUCUCUCCUGCAACAGACGGCAAGAGAGGCAGAGCCGCUGCCUACGCUGCCACUGCCGCCGCCGCCGUUGCCACUGUGCCACCCAGUGCCAAGCCCGCCAUGCCAACGGCAGCGCCACCCUCCGAAGGGCCGUCUGGCCGCGAGACAGAUGGCUGGGGAGAGACACAGAUGGCCCAGCAGAGCGGCGACCCCGCACAGGCUGGGGGUCAGGCCACGAGGGGGCAGCGGUCAGGCAGCCACGCACAUACCCCGGGCACGCCUAGGGGGGCAACACCAGAGGGGCACUGGGGCGGAUACGAGGGCCAGUGGGAGGCGACGCUGACCCGGGCUCCCCAGGGCAUGCUGACGCCCCCAGACUCGGAGAGCGGGAGAGGAGUAGUGGCCACGGCUGCAUCAGCGCCUCCAUCCUCCUCCGUCCAGCACGGUCUCCUCAGCCCCUCUCUCCAGCCUGGUGACAGCACAUCCUCAGUGGAGCGGAUGAGCGAGGAAGCGGGCGCAGGGGCCACCUCUCCUGCCUCAGGACCGGACUGGGCUUCCCAGCUGCCGAUCUUCACCCCGAGAUCAGAUGCUCCAGUGGCUGAGACCUGGACAGAGACGGUGAGCCUGCAGGGAGCAGAGGGAAUUGGUGUGCUGUCGUCCUCUCAGGAGGUUGGCAUGGAGCCAGCCAUGUCCUCCGAGGACCUCCCGCUCAUCUUUGAGCCCUUUGACGAAGCCUCGCCGGAGGGGGGCACGGCCACGGCGCCCCCUGGUGGGAGUGUGCUGGCAUCGCAGCCGCCAGCCCCUGCCGAGCUGGCAACAGGCACACUGAUGGAGGCAGACCUCGGGCGAGUGGUUACCAUGGACACAGACCGAGCCCUCUCGGAUAUCCCUCCCCCGGGGGCUGCCGAGUGGCCGUCACCAUGGCAAACGUCUGGCGUGGAGAUGGCGGAGGCUGCCGAGCCGUCACGGUGGCCAGUCAGCACAGUGUAUCCCAGGGCACCAGCAGACCACACAGGUGCUGACAUCACUCAGAACCCCGGGAGGACUCCUCCCACCAUCUCUGCCACCCUAUCAGCCAGCGUCACUCAACAACGCCCCAUGGCAACUGUUACCAAGGCAGCACUCUUUCCAGCGGCCAGACCCAAAUCUGGGUUGGAGGAGCUGGAAUCUGAGGAAGAGGAGGAUGAGGAGAACGAGGACACAGAGGACUCAGAGGAGGAGGAAGAGGAGAGUGAUGAGGAUCUGACGGAUGGUCCGGCGCCCGCUCCCGCCUCCACACGCCCCCCCUACAGCCUUAUCCCCCCUCCCCCAGUGUGGGUGCAGCGGAACCAGGGCCUCGCUCGCAGCUGGGUGGAACUCAUCCGUGAGAAGGCAGGGUACGUGUCUGGCAUGUUGGCACCGGUGGGCAUUGGCAUAGCUGGAGCUUUGCUCAUCGUCGGGGCGCUCUAUAGCAUCAGGAUGAUCCACCGCAAGAGGAGGAACAGCUUCAAACACCAACGCAGGAAGCAAACCAGAGAGGUGCGAACCGGCCAGGACCAAGCCAUGCUAUUGGCCGACAGCUCAGAGGACGAGUUCUGAGACAUGCACUCACACCUGUUGUCAUGGAGAAGAAGGGAUGCCCUUACUACUCCCACCCCUACCCCUUGCACCGGACCAUCUAGUCAACAUACACACAAAUACACACACACACACACACACACACACACACACACACACAGCGCUGAAGAGGAAGUUCCCUCAGGCACCAUGCUAUCUCUGAUUAGCCACACAGCUGCUGACUGUGGCCUGGCUGUGGCCCUGAUCUGGUGUGUGUGUGUGUGUAUGUGUGUGUGUGACUGUGGCUCUGAUCUGGUUCUGUUCCAGUAGGUCCACACAAGAUUUACACCCUUCAACCAUUCACUGAUAAGCACUGUCUACUCUGGCUUGUGCAUGUGUGUGUGUGCGUGUGCGUGUGUGUGUGACUGUGGCUCUGAUCUGGUUCUCCUUCAGUGGGUCCACACAACAUUUGCAAGUGUACCACACAUUAACUAAAGUUAAUUGAAUGACAUGGCAAAAAUGGAUUUUGAAAAUGUAAUGGAACAUGAAAAUUGUUUUGCAAUUAGUUUGCAAGACUUAACCUUUUGCUUGGUGUUGAUACAAUCGGGGCCCAAGAUGUGCUCCAGACCUGGGCCACGUCUGAACCGCACUCAGCUCCCUGCUGGUUUGGGCCUGCAGACAUCUCUCAGCCAUGCCUACAGUCCAUGGAGCAGAUCACUUAAGAGUCCAAAAGUGGCCGGUGCGUAUCAUAGACCAGCCCAUCUGCCCCCUGUCCCAACCCCGUGUGCUCUGUAAAUAUCCUGCUGCUGCAUUCAGUGAAUUAUUUAAUUAAAUUAGAUGUAAAUUAAAUACAGAAACAAUGCAGGCCACAAUCAACAUUAACAUUUCUGCAACUCAAACCAGCAAAAUAUUAGCAUAAUACAGUAAAAUUAAGAGUAGGACUUUGAUUAUAUACAAAUGGCUAUUUUUCGCCUUACUGAUAAUUUUUUGAAAUCAUGUUAUUGUAAAUAUUGACUUUUGGUUUUCUCUCGCAAAAGAGAAAAGAUGUACAGAUUGUCAUUGUUUGUUUUCAGAGCAUGGAAGAGAAAUAACUUCAUCAACCUGCUGUUCAGUACAACAUACAUGUCAUAUCACUGGAAAGAGUUUGUUUAUUUUCAUGCAGUGUGCAUGGUAACCAACCCAUGAAGUAUCGCCUCUGAAUUGGAAACAUUUGAGACAACCUUGACCUUGAAGUUUUCAGAGUUAAAGACUCGAUACUGUUGAUGUCAAGGUUGACCCUCAUCGUGGUGGACAUCAUGUAUGCUUGCUGCCACAAGUGAAGGUGUUUUAAGACUGAUUAUCCUUCAUUCACACACAUUGUGCAGCAAAUCAGCAGCAGUCGACACUGGAAUGGGUCUCCUUGAUUUAGCCUGGAUGUGGCUUGAAUUGAGCCUCUAAGCUCGAUUUGGACCAGAUCUGGUUUUAAUUGAACCAUGGGGUUAAUUGAGUAAAUUGAGCCAGAGUCUAAGCUGCAUUCAGACAGGAAGAGACUAGCGGUGAAAGAACAUGGAAUGGUAAUUAAAUUCUGUAACCAUCGACUCUUAACCCUGUCCAUUCCAGGUCAGGUGCCAUCUGGUUGCGAUUUUCUCUCUCAUUUGGAUAAACCUUUACGCCUGCUUGCUUUACCACGCUUCUGGACAGAUCUACUCAAUACACCUGCUUGCUUUAUAGUGCAUUUGGGCAACUCCUACAUACCUGCUUGCUGUGUCAUGAGAAUGGGUCAGGAGUGGUCAUCUUUCAUUAUGAGUUAACAGUACUACCACACAGACACGCAUUCAAAGUUAAAUCCAGUAACAAAUAGUCUCUUCUCACUGGUUGGUAUGUAAUGGACACCUAUAGCUUUCAGAUACCCUCUCCUGUCUUUGACUCUGUGCAGUGCCACCUGUUUUCUCUGUAAUGUGAAUGCACUGAUUGCCUGUGCCCAUGUAAUUAUGCUCUAAGUGUCAUGUGGCCUAUGAUUACAGCAGCCAUAUUUUGGUCUGUUAUACUGUUGACAAUCUGUAACUCCCAAUAAACUCACCUUUGACCUGG
Messenger RNA from Alosa alosa (allis shad), 4588 nucleotides. Its product is annotated as armadillo-like helical domain-containing protein 4. Lineage: Eukaryota; Metazoa; Chordata; Actinopteri; Clupeiformes; Clupeidae. The transcript has 8 exons. The record is from RefSeq and is a predicted model, not a curated record. The coding region runs from base 296 to 2560 and encodes 754 amino acids.